Molecule: messenger RNA, 387 nt
Organism: Pieris macdunnoughi
Lineage: Eukaryota; Metazoa; Arthropoda; Insecta; Lepidoptera; Pieridae
Source: the annotation of a GenBank genome assembly
AUGUUCACGGCAUUGUUUGGUAAGAGAAGAUCUUCCCCAGUAGAAGAUAAUCCACCCAUUCCCGGACCAAAACCUGACGACGGUUUCGUUGUGGUAGAUCCUGCUGUUACUGGAGGGUUAUAUCCCAACAUCGGUGGAUCGACGUAUCCUCAAAGACGAGCACCUCCAGUCCCAGUGCCUCCACACAAACAGAGUAUAUGUGACCCGACAUUCCACUAUUUGCAAGGAGUGCCGUUUUCAUUAGCUCGUGAACUGCAAUUGUCUGCUAAUCAGGAUUCAUUUGCCAUGGAGAUGGGAGAUCUUUUGGCUUUCUUAUCCCAAAAAGUAAACAUAGACUCAUACAGUUACAAUUUUACUGUUGAAAAAAGUGUCUUGAAAGAGUGUUAA